Messenger RNA from Orussus abietinus, 1010 nucleotides. RefSeq names its product troponin C (gene TpnCI). The transcript is spliced from 6 exons. The record is from RefSeq and is a predicted model, not a curated record. Lineage: Eukaryota; Metazoa; Arthropoda; Insecta; Hymenoptera; Orussidae. Gene Ontology annotation, molecular function: calcium ion binding; enzyme regulator activity. The coding region runs from base 192 to 671 and encodes 159 amino acids.
CGCAGGAAGGCUCAGUGCCGUCCUGGAAAGAGCCUCUCGCGAGUCGCGCUUUCGUGCCCUCUUCGACCCCGGCAAGCCCCGCGAACCGCCCUCGAGGAACCUCCCUCUCUACCCCCGUGAUCGCUCUCGAAUUCGGGCCCCCCUCGCCCUAGAAACCGCCCCCGAAACCGCCCUCGAAACCGUCCUCGACGAUGGUAUGUUCUAUCGAUGAAAUCGCCGACGAGCUGCCCGCGGAGCAGAUCGCUGUUCUGCGCAAGGCCUUCGACAGCUUCGACAGGGAGAAGAGCGGAAGCAUCCCCACCGACAUGGUGGCCGACAUCCUCAGACUGAUGGGUCAGCCCUUCAACAAGAAGAUCCUCGACGAGCUCAUCGAGGAGGUCGAUGCCGACAAAUCCGGCCGACUGGAGUUCGAGGAGUUCGUCACGCUGGCGGCCAAGUUCAUCGUCGAGGAGGAUGCCGAGGCUCUGGAAAAGGAAUUGAGAGAGGCGUUCAGACUGUACGACAAGGAAGGAAACGGAUACAUCCCCACCACCUGUCUGAGAGAGAUCCUCAGGGAGCUGGACGACCAGCUGACGGACGAGGAGCUCGACAUCAUGAUCGAGGAGAUCGACUCGGACGGUUCCGGCACCGUAGACUUCGACGAAUUCAUGGAGAUGAUGACCGGAGAAUAGUCCCGUAGUCCGAGGAGGAAGAUACGUCCUGGCCGUGCCGACCGGAGACGAGGUGGCCCUCCGGGAAGCCCCUGCGUCGGGACCGGGGAUCCCUCGGGAAUCGUCGGGGUCAUCCGGUGCUCGCGUCGUUCGGGACGACCAGGUUGCCGGAGAGUUGCUCUCGUUGCUUGUCGCGGCGUAGCCCCGUCCUCGGCGGCUCCUGUCCGCUCCCCUUUCGUAUACGUGCCACUAAGGUUUACUACCACUUAAGGUCUCUCGCUACGUGUUAAACUUACACCGUGCUUGCUGAAUUUUUCAUGGACAGCAUUUAUUGUUAUUAAUAAAACUCACAAAACGUCC